Molecule: messenger RNA, 3597 nt
Organism: Cicer arietinum (chickpea)
Lineage: Eukaryota; Viridiplantae; Streptophyta; Magnoliopsida; Fabales; Fabaceae
Product: putative pentatricopeptide repeat-containing protein At3g18840
Biological process (GO): RNA modification
Molecular function (GO): protein binding; RNA binding
Source: RefSeq, a predicted model, not a curated record
ACAAACUCUUUACGAGCGGAUUAAAUACACGUAAGAUAAAAAGGAAUAGAAAAUUAAUGAAUUGGGAAGGCACCAAAUUAUUCUUUUAUUUAAUCUUGUAAACGACCAAUCGUCAUACAUUAAUUUAGAUAUUAUUUUUUGUUAGGGAGUAAAUUGGGCUAGGAUCCACAUUAUUAAGGACUAAGAAUCUUUACUCUUGAAAACAAUGAAGCUCAAACAAGUAUUUAGUGGGGGCUGCUUCAAUCCACACAAAAUUUAAGUUUUGUGAUCACUAGCAGCAAGUUCUUGUACAACUUUAUUUCCAUUUCGUUUUGACUUACUUUAAGGAACAUGAAUAAAAAUGCAAACCAAGUCCUCAACAUUUAUCCCAUAUAAGUGUUCUGAAGUUUUUUAUUUUAUUUUAUUAUCAAAUCCAAUGUUUUUGUUUGUCCCGAAAAUUUGAACGCUUUUAGGGCAUUGCCCUUGAUUUCAAUAACAAUGAGGCCUCUAAUACUGAGAGAUGCAGUUGUAUAUCGUGACCAUGUUCAAGCAAUAAAAUCUGGUUUUGCAUCAUGCAUUUUCACUUCUAAUAAACUCAUUCGCCUUUAUUCUAAUCAUGGUCUUUUACAAGAUGCCCACAAACUGUUCGACGAAAUGCCACAUCCAAAUGUAUUCUCUUGGAAUGCCCUAAUUAUGGCUUACAUUAAAGCACACAACUUGACACGGGCUAGAGUCCUUUUUGACUCUGCCUCUCACAUAGAUGUGGUUUCUUAUAAUACCAUGUUGUCGGCUUAUGUUGGUGCUGACGGAUACGAGACUGAGGCACUCGAUUUGUUUGCUAGAAUGCAAUCUGCACGUGACACAAUAGGGAUUGAUGAUUUCACUCUCACAACCAUGCUUAACCUUACUGCCAAGCUACGUGUAGUGUGUUAUGGGAGACAGAUACAUUCGUAUAUGGUGAAAACUGCAAAUGAUUUAAGCAAAUUUGCAUCGAGCGCUCUCAUCAACAUGUACUCUAAAUGUGGUUUCUUUCGCGAAGCAUGCAAUGUGCUUAGUGGUUUUGAUGGUGUGGUGGACUUAGUUUCCAAGAAUGCAAUGGCUGCUGCUUGUUGUAGGGAAGGAAAAAUGGACAUGGCUUUGAAUGUCUUUCAGAAAAAUCAUGAAUUGAAUGAUACAGUGUCUUGGAAUACGUUGAUUGCUGGAUAUGCUCAGAAUGGCUAUAUGGAUAAAGCACUGGCCUUGUUUGUUGAGAUGACUGAAAGAGGUGUUGGGUAUGAUGAACAUACUUUAGCAAGUGUUUUAAGUGCCUGCUCUGGCCUAAAGUAUUUGAAACUGGGCAAGUGUGUCCAUGCGUGGGCGUUGAAAAAUAAUCGGAGUUCAAAUCAAUUCAUUAGCAGCGGCAUCGUAGACUUGUACUGUAAGUGUGGGAAUAUUAGGUAUGCAGAGUCGGUGUAUGCAGGAAUUGGGAUCAAAAGCCAAUUUGCAGUUGCUUCAUUGAUUGUAGGCUAUUCAUCUCAAGGCAACAUGACGAAAGCCCGAAUGCUUUUUGAUUCACUAUCGGAAAGGAACUCUGUUGUCUGGACAACUCUAUGUUCUGGCUAUGCAAAAUUGCCACAAUGUGAGGAAGUCUUCAAACUUUUCAGAGAGUUUAUAAAUGCAGAAGCACUAAUUCCUGAUGCAAUGAUCAUCAUAAUUGUGCUUGGUGCCUGUGCAACACAAGCCGCCCUUUGUUUGGGAAAGCAGAUUCAUACUUACAUCUUGAGAAUGGGACUUAAUAUGGAUAAAAAAUUGCUGAGUGCUAUGGUUGACAUGUACUCAAAAUGUGGUAAUAUCAUGUAUGCUGAGAAAAGCUUCCAACUAAUGGUUGAUAAGGAUAGAGAUGCAAUCUUAUAUAAUGUCAUGAUAGCUGGUUAUGCUCAUCAUGGCUUUGAAAAUAAAGCUUUUCAGCUUUUUCAGGACAUGUUGAAGAAAAGUGUCAAGCCAGACGCAGUCACUUUUGUAGCACUUCUAUCUGCUUGUCGGCAUCGUGGACUAGUAGAACAAGGAGAGAAUAUUUUUAUUUCUAUGAAAGAAGAUUACAACGUGUUGCCCGAGAUAUACCACUAUGCAUGUAUGGUUGAUAUGUAUGGAAGGGCUAAUCAACUAGAGAAGGCAGUAGAAUUCAUGAGGAAGAUUCCCAUACAGAUAGAUGCUACAAUUUGGGGAGCAUUCCUUAAUGCUUGCCAGAUAAACAACAAUACAUCACUUGUCGAUGAGGCAGAAGAGAAACUAUUAAAAGUUGAGUCUGAUAAUGGGUCUCGGUAUGUGCAAUUGGCCAAUGUCUAUGCUGCUGACGGGAAAUGGGUUGAGAUGGGAAGAAUAAGGAAGAAAAUGAGAGUGAAGGAGGCAAAAAAGCUUGCUGGUUGCAGUUGGAUAUAUGUGAAAAAUGGUAUUCAUGCAUUUACUUCUGGUGAUUCAUCUCAUGCAAAAGCAGAUUCAAUAUAUUCAACUUUGUUGUGCUUGAAUGGCACAGAACUGAAGCAACUUCAUGAAAUUCGGGGGGAUGUUCUUGUAGAUGUAUUUUGAUACUCAACUAGCCAACGAUACUAAACAUUUUUAAAUUAAAAAUUAUUGUUCCAUUUGGGAAUCAUAAGAUCACCAUUAUAAGCAGCAUGCUUAUAGAAACCAUUGCAGUAACGAAUUGAAUAUGUUGUCCAUCGGUGUUUUAGUACUACAAGGAAAAUGAUUAGAUGGCUUCACUUUUUCAUGAACUCGCAAAGGGAAAAGAGGUAAUAAAGUUUUGACAAUCAGAAACUCCUAAAUCUUUAAUUCAACCUAAACGUAGACACGGAAGCAAUGAUGAUAAUCUGCCACGUAGCUGCCAUGUCUUCCUUAUUAUUAGCUACUGUUAUUGUAGGAAUGAAUAAUUUAACCUACACAUUAUUAUGCAGUAUUACUGUCUUCUGAUAUAGAUAUGUUGGCAAAUGUUGUAAACAGUGACCCAGAACAGUAAGUUGAUAAUUUGACCAUCAGGAGGCUUGCAAACUUUUAUGAAUCUGCAUAUGGACAAGUUUCCUUAUUCCUUCCGUAGUGAAGGUUUGUUCGAUUAGCUCUGUGAAGGCACUGAUAUUCAAGUCCGAAAAGGUGUUCUACAACGUCUUAUAUUUGGUGACAUAUGUAACACGAAGAAGGUCUAACGCUCAGUUAUUACGAAUUUAUGAAAGUUUGUGGCUAUCCACCUUUAAGCCAGUUGGUGUUAUGUUACUCUAAGUGAUUUUGAGCAAGCAAGUGACAACAUAGGAGCAUGCCCUGAAUUCUUACUGUUAGGUUUGUUUACAAGCACGUGAGCAGCAAGGAGAAAGUCAGCUCCUUAAUUCCUGGUUGUAAAACAUUCUACAGAUUGUAGCUCCUCCAAGACUCUCUUGGAUGUGUACAGACGUACCUGAGAAAGUUGCAAUCAAGUGCAGCUGAGUUUCGAUGAAAGCUUCUAAAGUAAGAUGAUUUCUUUAGGCCAGAGGAUUUGGAAAGUUACAUAUAGGUCAAGUACAAGUUACAUUUGUUACAACCUCAACCUAAGAAAGAUGUAAUUAUAUAAAUGCAAGAAUCAAUUGAAAAGUUUCUUUUCUUUAAUUCAUUAUA